Molecule: messenger RNA, 2974 nt
Organism: Hypomesus transpacificus
Lineage: Eukaryota; Metazoa; Chordata; Actinopteri; Osmeriformes; Osmeridae
Gene: tpcn2
Product: two pore segment channel 2
Exons: 25
Coding region: 263-2575 (770 amino acids)
Biological process (GO): monoatomic ion transport; transmembrane transport
Cellular component (GO): lysosomal membrane
Molecular function (GO): monoatomic ion channel activity; voltage-gated channel activity
Source: RefSeq, a predicted model, not a curated record
UCAGACAGCAGAGGGAGGAGUAAACUGGGACGUUACCUAAAAACAGAUUUUCCCCUACGGCUAUUUCACUUAAGGAACUGACUUAAAAGCAGUGGGAGAUUUUGGGAAGUAAAGUUUAAUGACAGGGGACUGACUCGUGGACUAUUAACUUAUUUGUUUUAUUCUCAAAUUCUAGUUUAACUUUCACUUUUAAUCUCCUUCACAAGUAGCCCACAGUAAAGGUCAGUUUAAUUGUUUUUGGUUCGCUCCAGUGAACAACUUUAUGGAAGCAGAGCCUCUUCUUACUGGCAGCAUUAAUCGCAAUUCGGCUGACUACGGGUCCCCGGAAAAUGUUAACAUUGACCGGAGAUCCCCAAAGACGCGGCGGUUGUCUUAUUCAGUGGAUGAAGAGUCGUGUAAGGUAGAAGGCGAUGAAGAGGCGCUGUACGUGCAGCAGGCUGUGGUGUUCAUUGAAGAUGCCAUCCAGUACCGCUCCAUCAACCACAGGGUAGAUGCCAGCUCCCUGCAUCUGUACAGAUGGUACUAUUCCAGACUGUGCCAGUGGGGUCUGGGCGUGGCCAUCGCGGUGAUCCUGGCGCUGGCCUUUGUAGAGCGGCCCUCUUCGCUGUCCUUGUCCUCUGACCCCCGCGUCCGGCUCUCACCCUGGGAGCCCCCAUGUGGCCUGACGGAGGGCAUCGAGAUGGUCUGCCUGGCCAUCUUCACCCUCGACCUCGCCGUCAAGAGCUAUCUGAUUGGCUGGGAGGAGUUCCGGAAGAACAAGUGGCUUAUUGGCUACAUCGUGGUCAUCUCAGCAUCUGCAAUUGAUUGGAUGGUGUCUCUGAGCUUGAUCUGUGAUGAGAGUUUGAGAGUGAGGCGGCUGAUCCGUCCCUUCUUCCUCCUGCAAAACUCCUCCCUGAUGAAGAAGACCUUGAAGUGCAUCAAGAGAACACUGCCAGAAAUAGCCAGUGUGAUCUUGCUCCUGGCGCUCCACCUGUGUCUGUUCACCAUGAUAGGCAUGCUGCUGUUUGCUAAAAGAGAGGACCCAAAGGAAAAUGGAGAGUGGGAGGCCUACUUCAAAGACCUGCCCACCUCUCUGUCCUCUCUGUUAGUCCUCCUCACCACCGCCAACAACCCUGAUGUGAUGAUUCCAGCUUACUCUCUAAACCGAGGAUACUCCAUCUUCUUCAUCCUCUUCAGUGGAUUUGGAACCUACUUCCUGAUGAACUUACUGACUGCCAUCAUCUACAACCAGUUCAGAGGAUACCUGCUGAUGUCCGUGCAGGCGUCCAUCCUCAGGAGGAGGCUGGGCAUCCGGGGUGCCUUCACCGUGCUCAGCUGGCAGGGCUGCGGAGAGGAAGACACACACACUCCCCAACACACAGAGAGUGUGAGGGUGGAUGCUGUGCUGCAGGUCAUGUCCAGGGUCCAGAUGAAAGACUAUUACAAACAAGCCAUCAUCAGGGAAGUGAAGCAGUACUCUGAUGGUUUCCUCCAAUGGGAGGCAUUCAGGAAGUUGUUUGAUGAGCUUGACAAGGACCGUAUCAAAGAGCACCCAGCCAUGCCCCAGUAUAGCGCCCCCUGGAUUCAGAUGCUCCAGAGAGUGUUCAGUCAUCAUUAUAUCACCGUAUUGGGCAAUGGUAUGGCCCUGGCCAACGUCAUCUGUAUCUGCUCCAUCCUGGUACUGGAUUCAGAGAAGUCGAUCUCAGAGAGAGACGACUUCUACAUGGAGGUGAUCAACUGUUUCUUCAUCCUGUACUACCUGCUGGAGAUGUGUAUGAAGAUCCUAGCCUUGGGCUGGAAAGGCUACAUCUCCUACAGGAACAACAUCUUCGACGCCUUCCUGACGGUGCUCCUGCUGGGCCUCCAGAUCGCCAUCCUUGCCACCUACAGGCUUCCUUAUCCUAAGUGGAACCCCGAGUCGCGAGGCAUCAUGUCUCUGUGGGACAUGGUGCGUCUGGUCAACCUCCUCAUCGUGGUCCGUUUCCUCCGCAUCAUACCUGACAUCAAGCUCAUGGCCCUGGUAGCCAGUACCUUGGUGGACCUGGUGAAGAACCUGCGGGCGUUUGCUGGCAUCUUGGUGGUGGUGUACUAUGUGUUUGCUGUUCUGGGGAUCUGGCUGUUCAAAGGUGCCAUCUCAGCUCCAGGCCAAAUGAGUGACAUCUCUAACUCCAGCAUGGAGAACAUCACCACUAACUUCACCAUGGAAUGUGGCUCCUAUGAACAGUUGGGAUACUGGCCUAACAACUUUGACGACUUUGCCUCCUCCAUUGUACUUCUGUAUAACAUCAUGGUGGUCAACAACUGGCAGGUCUUUAUGGACGCCUACACCAGAUACACCACAGAGUGGUCCAAGGUCUACUUUGUAUCCUGGUGGCUCACCUCCUCAGUCAUGUGGGUCAACCUGUUUGUGGCUCUCAUUUUGGAGAACUUCAUAUUCAAGUGGGACCACAGUAAUACGUGCUCCGUGACUGACAUCGAGAGGACAGGAUAUGAGACCACAGUCCAGCUCAUGUUCAAAGACCACAUACAGGAGCCCACAGAAGAAGAACUGCUUAACCAGCUCCACCACCAUCCCCACCUCCACCUAAACUGGUGAUCCUGCGUCCCCACACCCUCUCUCAUAUAUCACAUGUGUCACAGCCGUCAUUUGACUGCCCAUGGAUGAAUAUUUCAGUACUUUCUAUGGCAUUUAGUGAAUAUUUAAGUUUUAAUUUAAAAGUAUUUCAUGGUGUGUAAAAAGGGAAAGGCUAGCUUGUGGUUGUGUAGAUGUCUCUUGUGGGGAUUCCCAGCUGUGCGCUGCCCUGAGGGGCCGCCAGCUAACUGUCUGCUUGCUCUCAAUGGCUGUCACUGAGAAAAAAUGAAAGAUUAAAAAAUAUGAGAUGUUUUACAUGUACAUAUAUAUAUAUAUUUAUAUGUAUAUAUAUAUAUAUUUAUAUGUAUAUAUAUAUAUAUAUAUAUGUGCCUGAUAACUACACUGGAGUAGCAGUUUUAUGUA